This is a messenger RNA of Cryptomeria japonica (Japanese cedar), 1722 nucleotides long. RefSeq lists its product as uncharacterized. Gene Ontology annotation, biological process: arsenite transport; antimonite transmembrane transport. The record is from RefSeq and is a predicted model, not a curated record. NCBI's taxonomy places the organism in Eukaryota, Viridiplantae, Streptophyta, Pinopsida, Cupressales, Cupressaceae. Bases 155 to 1540 code for a protein of 461 amino acids. Gene Ontology annotation, molecular function: arsenite transmembrane transporter activity; antiporter activity; antimonite transmembrane transporter activity. Gene Ontology annotation, cellular component: plasma membrane. The transcript has 3 exons.
AUAGAAACCCGUGAGCAGUAUAGGUGGCGUAACCAGCGAGAGGAAUCCAGAUACAGAUUCACCACGUUCAAAAUAUCCCGCGGAAGAGGCGGAGAAGAUGCAAACUUGUUAAAGAGGGAGGGCAUUGGAAGAGCAAUUGUGAGCGUAGCGAGAGAUGGAUAUUGAACAGGCCGCGAGUAACGAGGAUGCAGGUCGUGCCAGCAAUGCAGAUGACUGUGAAAGCUGGAGCUGCACCCCUCUGAAUGCGGAGCGCCUCGGCUCAUUGAUGGUGGGAGAAGAGGAAGGCCUCCGCUGCAGAUUUUACAUUAACUCCACAUAUUAUGUUGAUCUGGCAGGGCAGCGUGUGGACAAUGGCCCUUCUUUUCAGUGCCUUUGUAAACCCCAGAAUCUUGAAAAAGAAGAAAGAGUCACUAUUGUCCUGCCUACAGGUGAAGAGUUUAUAUGUAAGGCUGAAGUUAUUUCUGAUAUCUGCAAGCAUGAAAAGGAAGAGAAAGGUCUUUUCCAGCGGCUCUCAUUCCUUGAUCGCUUCCUUUAUGUGUGGAUACUGAUAGACAUGGUGCUGGCAGUAAUUAUUGGCUACUAUGUUAAGGGAAUAAAGAAAUCUUUUCAAGUGGCAGAAAUUACUUCAGUGUCUCUACCUAUAUGCAUUGGUCUAUGGGUAAUGAUGUACCCUGUUUUAUGCAAGGUUCGGUACGAACUUAUUGGGAACAUGUUGAAAAGCAGGGAAAUGGGCAGAAACUUAUUGUUAAGUGUGGUCAUGAAUUGGUUUAUUGGUCCAGCCCUCAUGACUGGUUUAGCUUGGGCAACAAUGCCUGACCUCCCAGGAUAUCGUGCUGGUGUCAUUUUAGUAGGCAUUGCAAGAUGCAUUGCAAUGGUUCUCAUCUGGAAUGAACUAGCUCAAGGGGACAGUCAACUUUGUGCUGUUCUUGUGGCUGUGAAUUCUGUUCUACAAAUCAUCUUUUUCACUCCUGUCACCCUUUUCUAUCUGAAAGUAGUUUCCGAGGGGCAUACGUUACAUGUUAAUUGGUGGGAUGUUGCAAAAAGUGUACUUCUUUUCCUUGGAGUACCCCUUGUUGCAGGAGUUAUUACUAGAUUCUCUUUACGAAACAUCUUUGGGAAGCAGUGGUACCAAGUCAAAUUUAUUCCUUUCAUUGGACCAUGGGCACUUAUUGGGCUUCUAUAUACAAUAUUUGUGAUGUUUUCAAUUCAAGCACAUCAAAUAAUCAGCAACAUUGGUGAGGUUUUUCGUGUUGCAGUACCUCUUAUACUGUACUUCGGAAUAGUUUUCUUUUCCUCCUUUACUUUUUGCAGGUUUCUGAAAAUCCCAUAUCCCCAGUCUGUCACACAAUCUUUCACUGCAUCAAGUAACAACUUUGAACUAGCAAUAGCUGUUGCAGUUGGAAGCUUUGGUAUAGAUUCGGAGGAAGCCCUAGCUGCAACUAUUGGACCUUUAAUUGAGGUUCCAGUUUUACUUUUAUUGGUACAUGUCAUACUCGCUUUAAGAAGACGCUGGUUUGGAGAAGCUGCUACUAUGUCUUGAAGACAUUUAAAAUCAGGUUUUAUUGCCAGAGAUGCUUCUGGGACUUGUAUAUUUAUAGCACUAUAGGUCUUUUCUUUGUUAAACUUAUUCUUAUAUCAUAUCUAUUAUCUGUACUGUGCAUUUUGAGCCAUCACUGUAAACGUGACUGUCUUUAAUAAUUUAAACUUGUAAUAUUUACAGCA